AUGGCGCCGCGCAGCCCGUGGACGAAGCAGCUGCUGCGAGAGCACCACGCGGCGGUCGUUACAGCGCGGAGGCUGGAGGUCUUUAAGCAGAACGCGGAGACUGGAAGAGUCUCAUUCGAGAGGACGCAGCAGGCACGUGGGAAGGUGGUGCGGGAAGGCAAGCGAGUGGGGGAGCACAAGGUGGCAGUGGCGGGGAAGCGGAAGCGCGACGGUGCUUCUGCCGAUGGCGACUGCCAUGGCGGUCCCACCACGUCCAAGGAUGCCGCAGAGACAGGACGCUUUAGUGGCAGUGGCAAGUCAAGGCGUCUCACAGCAGCUGGCCGUCCUUCAGAGAUCACCGCUUCACCCAGUCAGUCCGCUACGAGCCGGAGUUGCCCCGAGGGACGUGAGGCCCUGCUGGAGCCUCAGCUUCGCUGUCUCAGCAGCCGUGGCACCGCCCGUGCAAGUAGCACCUCUCCCCGGCCCAGCUGGGCGGCAUACUUCCACGCCAAGCUCUCUCAAGGGCUGCCCCUGCCCCCGCCACUGCUUCACUCGCAAGAUCUGUCCCUCCCUUUGCCUCUGGUGUUCUCAAGGCCGUUUGAGUCGCCUGAUUCGGUCAGUUACAGUGGCGAAUGUGGAGCGGUGGGUGGGAGGCAGUUGGCAGAGGCGUGUGCUGGAGCACCGUCAGCGUCGGUCUCACCGUAUGCGCGCCUGGCUGCUGAGUAUGUCGUCCCUGACUUGAACCUGCCGGCUGCUGCUGAUGAUGCCAGUGAUCACGCCAGCAGCGGCGCUGGUGAUGGUGAUGAUCGUGGUGGUGUUGGUGGUGGUGAUGCUGGUGGUGCUGACCUAACAGCAUUCACUGAUUGUGGACGUGUUCAGUCCGCAUGUGAAAGCGAUGGGCUGGAUGGUCGCAUCUGCAACUUGUCAUCAGCGUAUGGGUUGGUCGCAUUGCAGGCGCGUUCGUGUGAAUCCAGGGGCGCUGACUUGAGCAGCAACAGCAGCAAGUCGACUGGUUCACAGUACAUUCAGAUGCAGCAGCAGGAUCAAAAGGAGCUAAGGAAACACCUUAUCAAGGAGAUUUUGAUUCACAAGACAAGGGCUGCUUCUCUUUUUUUUUCUGUAACAGAAUGA
Molecule: messenger RNA, 1110 nt
Organism: Closterium sp. Yama58-4
Lineage: Eukaryota; Viridiplantae; Streptophyta; Zygnematophyceae; Desmidiales; Closteriaceae
Source: the annotation of a GenBank genome assembly